This is a messenger RNA of Anopheles nili, 1566 nucleotides long. RefSeq names its product GPI mannosyltransferase 3 (gene PIG-B). The transcript has 3 exons. Gene Ontology annotation, cellular component: endoplasmic reticulum membrane. NCBI's taxonomy places the organism in Eukaryota, Metazoa, Arthropoda, Insecta, Diptera, Culicidae. The record is from RefSeq and is a predicted model, not a curated record. Gene Ontology annotation, molecular function: alpha-1,2-mannosyltransferase activity. Bases 7 to 1566 code for a protein of 519 amino acids. Gene Ontology annotation, biological process: GPI anchor biosynthetic process.
GCAAGCAUGUGGAACCGCACUUUUUGGGUUUUUGUGGCGCUACGCGUCGCAUCAGUGUUUCUCGUAACGACUUGGUUUGUUCCUGACGAAUAUUGGCAAAGUCUAGAAGUGGCCCAUCGCUUGGCAUUCGGCUAUGGACAUCUCACAUGGGAAUGGACUGCCGGCAUUAGAAGCUAUCUAUAUCCGGCAUUGAUUGCCGGUUUGUACAAAUUGUUGGCCGUUUUCAAUCUAGACACCGUCGAUCUUCUGACAAUGCUACCACGGAUUUUGCAGGCUUGUCUGAGUGCCUACGGCGACUAUCGCUUCUACGUGUGGUGCAAACGAAGCAAGUGGUCCAUGUUUUUGCUCGCUUCAUCCUGGUGCUGGUUCUACGUCGGUUCACGUACCAUGGCGAACACGUUGGAAACCACACUUACAAUGGUUGCUCUCAGCUAUUUCCCUUGGGUUUCCGAAUGUACCAGGUUUCUCUGGCCGGUUGCAUUGUCUUUCUUCAUCCGACCCACUUCGGUCAUACCGUGGGUGCCAUUGUGUCUUUAUCAUAUAAAAAAAUCCACACACCCAACAUGGGAGCUGCUGUUGAAGCGUUAUCUGCUUAUUGGAGCACUAACUGGGCUAUUGUGCGUAGGCAUCGAUAGCUAUUUCCAUGGAACGCUACUGUUUUCGUCUUUCGAAUUUCUUAAGUACAACGUUCUAAAGGGCGUCGGUAGCUUCUAUGGAGAACACCCAUGGUAUUGGUAUUUAUAUGCUGGGCUUCCAGUCGUGCUAGGAAUCAGCGUGCUACCAUUUUUACUGGCAUCCUAUGAAACCGUGCGCCAUCGCAAGGUGUUCAAAGAGCGUUUAGUGUUACUGUACUCAGUGUUUUUCACUAUUCUCGUAUAUUCGCUGCUCUCACACAAAGAGUUUCGCUUCCUUUUGCCGAUAUUACCCAUGUGUCUGUUUGUCACGGCCGACUAUCUCUCUCGUUGGAGCCGUAAAGCUUCGAGCAAAAUGAUCUGGCUUGUGGCGUUACUCGUAGUAGCUGUUAAUGGUUUGAUGGCUGGCUACACCGGGCUGGUGCAUCAACGUGGUACAUUGGACGUAAUGCCUUACCUGGCUUCAACAGCAAGAGACUAUCGUGAUGAGUUCAGCAACCCCGCCAAAGUGUUCUUCCUUAUGCCCUGCCACUCAACGCCACUGUACAGUCAUGUUCACCAGAACGUUACGAUGCGCUUUCUGCAUUGUGAACCGAAUCUGGCCGAUAAAGAGAAUUAUGUCGAUGAAGCAGAUCAAUUUUUCGACAACCCCAUGGUUUGGAUACGCAGAAAUCUUCCAGUUCAUCCACUGAGCGCCCUGCCGACGCAUGUGGUAGCAUUCGAUGUUCUUGAGCAGCAAAUUAAAGAUUUUUUGUCCAUCUACCAGGAAAAAGCUUCAUUUUUCCACACCGAUUACCCUUCUGGACGCGUCGGAGGGUAUGUUAAGGUUUACGAACGGUUCGAUCCUAAUGCGAUACCCCCUAGCACAACUGCAAGUGUUUCCGCGAAUGAAGAAGACGAUUACGAAACUGGAAACGAUGAAUAUAACUCAUAA